AUGGUCUGGAUUUUUACCUUUGGCCUCCUGUAUAUUCCCAAUUUUGUGUGUGCCCUUACUGACAAUGAAUGCUAUGUAACAAGCAAGGAAAAUUUUUACCACCAAGGAGAUGUGACAAUUGGUGCGUUUUUCCCUCUUCAUAUUUUGUACACAGGUAGUAAAGUUCCUGAUAAAUAUAUUCCUUACCAUUACCAAGAUUAUCGUAUACAGUAUAAGUUUAAGAACUACCAGUUUGUUCUGGCUCUUAUGUUUGCAAUUGAGGAGAUCAACAGCAACCACCAUCUUCUACCCAAUACAACUAUUGGAUAUGAUAUAUAUAAUACCCCAUAUACUGAGAAGAAUAUUCUUUAUAGUGCCUUUCUUUGGCGCACAGGGAUAAUCAAUCCACUUCCUAAUUUUGACUGUGGACACAAGAGAAAGUCACCUGCUGUAAUCACAGGCCCAUCAUGGUCAGCAUCUGCCCACAUUGGAACACUACUACAACUCUACAAAAUACCUCAGGUCACUUUUGGACCUUUUGACUCUCUCUUGAAUGACCGAGGUCAGUUUAAUUCUCUCUACCAGAUUGCUCCCAAGGAAACUUCAUUGUCACAUGCCAUAGUCUUUUUGUUGCUGCAUUUCAGUUGGUCCUGGGUUGGUUUGAUCAUCCCAGAUGACCACAGAGGGACUCAGAUACUGUCAGACUUGAGAGAAAAUAUGGAGAGCCAUGGCAUCUGCAUAGCCUUUUUGAAAAUGAUCUCUGGCACAUGGAAUUCAUAUUCUAAUGCAUUAUGGAAAAAUAUGGAGAAGAUUGAGGAAUCAUCAGCAAAUGUUAUUGUUAUUUAUGGAGACAUCAUUUCUGUACAAGGUUUGAUGCGACAUAUUGCACAAGUAUUAGUGACAUGGAAAGUCUGGGUCUUGAACUCUUCAUGGGAUGUUGAUAGCCACUCUGAUUAUUUUAUGGUUGAGUCAUUUCAUGGGAGUCUUGUUUUUUCACACCACCAUGAAGAGGUGAUUGAGUUUAUGAAUUUUGUUCAAACAGUUAACCCCUACAAAUACCCAGAGGACAAUUAUCUUCCUAAGUUUUGGUUUUUGUUUUUCAAGUGCUCAUUUUCAAAGUUUGAUUGUCAACUUUUGGAGAACUGCCAACCUAAUGCUUCUUUAGAUUUACUUCCCAGACACCUUUUUGACCCAGCCAUGAGUGAAGAAGGCUACAAUAUAUACAAUGCUGUGUAUGCUGUGGUCUAUAGUCUCCAUGAAAUGCAACUGCAACAAAUACAGACACAACCAUAUCCCAAUGGAGAAGAAAUGGUAUUAUCCCCCUGGCAG
Molecule: messenger RNA, 1308 nt
Organism: Grammomys surdaster
Lineage: Eukaryota; Metazoa; Chordata; Mammalia; Rodentia; Muridae
Product: vomeronasal type-2 receptor 116-like
Exons: 3
Biological process (GO): G protein-coupled receptor signaling pathway
Cellular component (GO): membrane
Molecular function (GO): G protein-coupled receptor activity
Source: RefSeq, a predicted model, not a curated record